Molecule: messenger RNA, 1243 nt
Organism: Cajanus cajan (pigeon pea)
Lineage: Eukaryota; Viridiplantae; Streptophyta; Magnoliopsida; Fabales; Fabaceae
Source: RefSeq, a predicted model, not a curated record
UUUGGGAGGAACGCGAAGGAGGAUGUUAAGGCGGUGCAGAUCAAGCGCAGAACCGCUAAGGAAGGUUUAGGGUUUGUUGGUGAUGCUCCUGCUGCGCUUGUUCGGAGCAACAUUGACAAGGACAGCAAGAACAGGGAAAACAAGAACAAGGAAAAGAAUGAGGACAAAGAAAAGAGUGAAAAGGAGAAGGUUGUUAGGAUUGUUGGGGGAAGAGAUGCCGGGUUGAAGGGUAGUGUUGUUUCUAGCAUUGGGGAUGGUUAUCUUGUUUUGAGGCUUUCCGGGAGUGGACAGAAGGUGAAGGUGAAGGUGGGUGAUGUUGCUGAAUUGGGUUCUAGGGAGGAAGAGAGGUGCUUGAGGAAAUUGAAGGACUCUAAGAUUCGGCGCGAGGAGAAGAGACAGGAUGUUGGUAGGAGAGAGGAGAGGAGAGUGGUGGAUCAUAGGAAGGUUUCUUGGCUUACUAGUCACAUUCGGGUUAGGGUGAUUAGUCGUGAUUUGAAAGGGGGGCGGUUGUAUUUGAAGAAGGGGGAGGUUCUUGAUGUUGUUGGGCCUACGACUUGUGAUAUAUCUAUGGAUGAGAGCAGGGAGAUAGUUCAAGGGGUGUCCCAAGAUGUUCUUGAGACGGCAAUUCCGAGAUGUGGGGGGCCGGUGCUUGUGUUGGCUGGUAAAUACAAGGGUGUGUAUGGGAGUUUGGUGGAGAGGGAUUUGGACAGGGAAAGUGCUGUUGUUAGGGAUGCUGAUACCCAUGAGAUGUUCAAUGUGAAACUUGAACAGAUUGCAGAGUAUAUAGGGGACCCGAGUUUAUUGGGACAUUGAUUUGGUUGCAUCGACUGGACUUCCAUUUGGGGCGACAGAUUUGCAAGUAUGCAUAUUGGGAAUGUCGGUUUUCUUUUUCUUUAAUACUCCCAAGAUAAUUUAAGGACGAACAUCCAUUUAAAAGUUAAAACUUAAACUUUUAUUUUGAAGGGGGGUGUCUUUCAUUUCAUAUAUUGAUUGAAUUAUUGCCAGAUGCAUAAAAGUUAGUUUUGUUUACAUUGAAAUACUAGGCUUGACAUCUUCUUGUAUUUUAGACAAGCUUUUGUUGUAUUGUAUUUUAAAUUUUUAACAAGAAGAAACAGAUAAUAAAAAAAGGAGAAUAAAAUAAGAUGCUAAAUCAGGAAUUGAUGAUCAGGAUCCUGGGGGGAAAACAACUGCAAUAGCAAUACUUAUGAACGAUGAAGGAGGGAUCAUUGCAAUAGAUAGAUCU